Molecule: messenger RNA, 2628 nt
Organism: Eleginops maclovinus (Patagonian blennie)
Lineage: Eukaryota; Metazoa; Chordata; Actinopteri; Perciformes; Eleginopidae
Product: zinc finger and SCAN domain-containing protein 20-like
Exons: 2
Coding region: 1023-1823 (266 amino acids)
Biological process (GO): regulation of transcription by RNA polymerase II
Cellular component (GO): nucleoplasm
Molecular function (GO): DNA-binding transcription repressor activity, RNA polymerase II-specific; RNA polymerase II cis-regulatory region sequence-specific DNA binding
Source: RefSeq, a predicted model, not a curated record
CUGUAUAUAUUAUACACACUGCUCUGCUUCCUGCAGGGACCUCACAGCUGUUGUCACUGUGAACAUCGCUUGAAGGGCAGAACGUUUGAUGUGCCUCUGAUUCUCUUAAAUAACUUGUAAUCAUAACGGGAACAGUUUGCAGAGCUGUCAUUGGUUCAAAUAAGUCCAGACGUGCGUCGUGCUUCUGUUAAACAUCACUGUUGCCGGAAAUACAAUCCCCGAGGAACAUCGGUGUCUCCUCGGUUAUAGCUCCUCCAGAGGUCCUCCUCGAUGCUUGAUGCUCGAUGUGCAUUUAGAGAAAUGAGAUGUCCUUCAACAUGGUGCGCUGACACCGAUUUCUGGGUCACUACCAAGUAGUCGGGGAUUCGAAAAAUUCAACAAAUGAAAAAAGGGCCUGUCCGUCUUCUUCUGCUGUUCCCUUUAGUGUUAACGUCUUGUUUGUCAUCUUCUGCUCUUCCUUUUAGUGUUUACUUCCUGUCUGUCUAGUUUUUCAGAUUUCGGUGUUGUGCUGUUGUGUUUAUGCUGUUGAGCCAAGAUCCAAAACUAUGUUUACCUUUUAAUACCUAUUGCAUUUUAGGUGAAGACCAUCAAAAACAUUAUUACUGAAUUAUACAUUUACAAUCCUCUCUGUCUUUCAAUAUUUUUAAACCAUAGAUUCUUUAAUCCAAAAUGAAUACUUUACCAUGUUAUGGUAACAAAAAGGAACUAUUAGUUUGAUAAAGACUAAUUGACAACAUUAAAUAGAAGUAAUUUCCUAUAUUUAUGUUUCAUUGUCAUAUCUACACUGGAGCUACUCUGCACAUGAUAAUACAGCCUCUGAAUCUUUGAAUAUUCUGUUCUCACUUGGUCCACCACUGGCAUCCAGUCCGACAGGGGGCGAUACCACAUGCGUCAUUCUUGACCAGUGAAAUGAUCACUGCGCAUGCUCAUAGACAGGAACCAGGAAGAGACGCUAGUAAACAAGUGACCACCACGACUUGGAGAGCGAACCUCUCCGGUUCCAUCAGGACUUUGCCGCUAGUAUGUCUAAAAUCGAGAUGCUGAGGCUGCUCAUCACCCAGCGGCUCACCGCGGCCGCCGAGGAGAUUUUCGGGGUGUUCGGGAGAACCAUAGCCGACUACGAGGAGGAGAUCUCCCGCUCCAAGCUGGAGAUCGACCGCCAGCGCCGGCUGCUGGAGCUCUCCAUGCAGCCACGGGUCUCUGUGCAGGUCAGCAGUGCAGCUCUCAGUGAGCAGCAGGAGUGGAGCUCCAGCCUGGGUGAGAUGACCCCCCCCCCUAUCAAGGAGGAGGAGGAGGAGGAGGAGCUGUGGCAGGAGGAGACGCCUCAGACUGCGGAGCAAAACAAUGUCACCUUCCUUUUGUUCCAGAGUGGAGACAAGCAGGACAACGAGCACCUGACCUCAGACCUGGACACGCAUUCGGGCCCCUCGCUGCAGACCUUUCCCAAGCUGGAGGAGGCCCCUGGAGCUUCAGAUGCAGCUUCAGUUAACGGCCUGCUGGACUGUGUGGACCUGAACUUGCCACAGUCUGAGGAGGUGGACUCGUACAUCUGCACCAUCUGCGGCCGUGCAUUUGCGCAGCGAGGACACUGGACCAAACACGUGCAGGUGCACCGCAAGGCAGAGAGCAAAUUGGACAAGUCCUACACAUGUGACAUCUGUGGAAAGAAACUCACACGCUUUGACGGGUAUCAAAAACACUUGAGGAUUCACACGGGUGAGAAGCCGUACUGUUGCAAUGAGUGCGGGCGCAGAUUCAGCGAUAACUCCAAUUACAAACGACACAUCCGCACACAUGUGGGGCAGAAGACGCAGCCGAGCUGAGCACAGGCACUUGGAGGACACAUGCCCAUGACACUCGCAAAAACACAGCCAAUAUAAUAUCCACAGUCAUGUGGAUGAAUAUUGAAACUUUUGUUUUAUAAAUGCCCUCCCUCCACCUUUUAUAACUGAGCCCCUGUUUUUUAAAAUCCAGAGCAAAUAAAAAAAUACGUGUUUCACAUUUGAAAGCUUUUCAGAUUUUACUAUUAGUUUGCUUGUUCGAAAAACAACAAACUAAAACUGGGUUAUUAAAGCUGUUCAGAGUUUUGAAAAAAACAACAGAAGAGAAAAACUCCUGACCAUUUCAGGUGUAAUAACACAAUUGUAAACAUUUUAUCUUGUGACAAAAUGUUAAUGGCAUAGAUUAAUGCCAUUAACAUAUGUGGAUUUUUCAUGGAUGUAUCCACGUUGGUGUGACCAUAAAGGAAAAGACAAAGAAGAUAAGACAUAUUUUAUUUUUAGAUCUAACAGGUAUACACUGUGGAAACAGUGAAGUUGCACUUUCCAAAAGCAUUAAACAUAUGUGACAGGUGUUCUUUAAUGUCCGUUUGGAUUCAGAUCAGCUUUACUGGACUUUUUUUAUGAAUGCCUGUGUCCAAGAUCUUUUUGAAAUGAUUUAAAUUGGGAAUGGUAGUGAGGCGUUUGCUGAAGUCAUGUUGUUGCUUAAUAAAGAAACAUUCAGGUCUUUGUAUUUGGGAAAGUGGUUCAAGUGGUCCAUCCUAAUAAAAAUGCCGCCCAUCACUGGAGGGAAGCGCUUUAAAAAGACUGUACAAAUUACUGAAUGAAUAAAUCACAUGACUGAAAACUC